AUGGGCAACCCAGAAGAGAUGAAGGAAUACGAGGCGGUCGGUGAAGAGGAGACGCUCGUCCGUGUUGCACGCUCCUGGAGCUCACUUUCUCCGUGGAAAGCUUCCGACCGGCGAGCAACUUUGUUCAAGAUGCAGGGACUUUCAGCAACUGCUGGCACCAAGGACACCAGAGACCUCCCUGCCGGCCCCCUACAGUACCAGUAUGGGUCAGCGGAUUACCCGUGUUCUCCACAGCUGCUAAAAAAAGGAUCAUGUCACGAGAAGCCCGCCAUCAAGCCACGGCCCCAGCCGUCCACGUCCCCCAGACCGCCAGCUGCACAGAAACCUCAAGUGCCCCCUAAACCGGCGCACCUGCUCGCUCUCGGGCAAGACAAGAAACCCAAGAGGAUCCCGCCGGCGCCCUGCAGGCCUCUCCCAGCACCCCCGCCUCCACCGAAACCCAAACCCAGUGUUGUGCCCCCUGCAGUGGGUGCAGAGCCGCAGAGGGAAAUCCAGAAAGUGGGGCUGCUAAUCGAGAGGUUUGAAAAUUCAAGGGUCCCCAUCUUGGGGGCACUCCCCCGCUCCCAGCUGCACCUGUGUCUUAGAAUGGACACUGCAUGUGACAUCACUUCCUCCUGUGACCAGGACACCACGGCGAAGAUAGCCAGAGACGCCGCCGCUUUGAACAAACUUGCAACCUUCCCCUCUGUAGGAGCUGACGAUGUGCCCGAACUAUCCUGUCUGUCGUCCAUGCAAAUGGACGGCUCUGAUGACACCCCGUUGGACUUGGAGGUGGACAUAACGCACGGUGAUGGUUGCCUUGAUGAUGGGGAGCGGGAUGAAGGCUCCUCGCACGGGUUUCUAGACAAUCCAGACACCUCAGAGCAGAUAAAGAUUCCUAAUCGGGACAGCGGCAUCGACAGUCCGUCGUGUGCCGCAGAAGGAGAGGCGUUUCCCAAUGAGGACGCCAUUGAUGAGGAGGAUCAUUACGACAGUGUUACGGAAACGGAGAGUGUUUCUUGUUGUGUUACCCUAAGCAACAAACGGGAUUCAACUCAGGAUGAGGACAGUGACUUGGAUGAGGGCAGCGGUGGCGAGAUCAACUCUCUAACAGACACACAAACCGGAUAUCUGACAGAUGCACACACAGAGGCACAAAAAUGCUCAGAGGCGCAGAGGUUGCUGAACAUUGCCAAAGAACUUCUCCACACUGAAGAGGCCUACGUCAAGAGGCUCAACCUCCUCGACCAGGUAUUUUGCACUAAUCUCACCGAGGCCGGAAUCCCUCAGGAUGUCAUUACAGGGAUCUUCUCUAACAUCUCCUCCAUCUACUGCUUCCACGACAAGUUCCUGCUCCCAGAGCUCAAGGCGCGCAUCACUGGAGAAUGGAACUCCAACCCUCGUAUUGGGGACAUCCUCCAGAAACUGGCACCUUUCAUGAAGAUGUAUGGAGAGUAUGUGAAAAACUUUGACCGAGCGAUGGACUUGGUCAACACCUGGACGCAACGGUCUUCACAGUUCAAGAGCGUUGUCCAAAAUAUACAGAAACAGGACGUGUGCGGCAACUUGACGUUGCAGCACCACAUGCUGGAACCAGUCCAGAGGAUUCCUCGCUACGAGCUCUUGCUUAAAGACUACCUGAAGAAGCUGCCCGAUGAUGCUCUCGACCAAAAGGAUGCAGAAAAGGCAUUGGAGUUAAUAUCUACCGCAGCUAAUCACUCCAACGCAGCAAUCAAGAAAAUGGAGAAGAUGCACAAACUGCUUGAGGUUUACGAGAGGCUGGGAGGGGAGGAGGACAUUGUGAACCCAGCCAAUGAGCUUAUCAAGGAAGGACAUAUCAAGAAGAUGUCAGCCAAAAAUGGAACAGCACAAGACAGAUACCUCUAUUUGUUUAACAACAUGGUGCUCUACUGUGUGCCUAAACUCAGACUGAUGGGGCAGAAGUUCAGCGUCAGGGAGAGAAUUGACAUUGCUGGCAUGGAGGUGCAGGAGAACGUGAAGCAGAACCUUCCUCACACGUUUGCCAUUAUUGGCAAACAACGUUCACUGGAACUUCAAGCCAGGACAGCCGAGGAGAAAGAAGAUUGGAUUCAGGUCAUCCAGGCCACUAUCGAUCGGCACAAGCAAAACAGUGAGACUUUCAAUAAAGCCUUCAACAGCUCCCUCUCGCGGGAGGACGACCAUGGCCCCGAAUCACCGGGUCCUUGGUCCAACACAUCCAUCGACUCAGAUAGCGAAAGACUGCAUGAAAGGAAGAGUUCGAGAAAAAAAGACAAAGAGAAGCAGACAUGUAAAGGAUGCAAUGAGAGUUUCAAUUUCACCAAGCGCAAGCACCACUGCAAGUCCUGUGGAGGGGCCAUAUGUGCAAAGUGUUCAAAAACCUUGGACAACAAAACAAGUCGAGUGUGCCCCGAGUGUUUUGAGGCGAGCCUGAGUCUGGAGAAUCUUGGUGGUGGUGAACAGAAGAGGAAAGCAGCGCCUGAGAGACAAGCAUCGUUAACAGGGGAGAACUGCCUCUUGUGUGGCCACCUCCAUGUGCAGGAGAAAGGAAAGAGUUGGACCAAGAUGUGGGUGGUUGUCACCAAGGCUGAGCCACUGGUGCUGUACAUGCAAAGUAGUGGGCAGGACCUGAAGGGGGCACGAGCUGUUCCGCUGCCUGGGUUUGAGGUGACUACGCUGUUGCCGUCCACGAGCGAAAGGCCAGAGGUCAAACACGCAAUCCGGCUCAGUCACAGUCAGCAAACUGUGCUCCUAAGUGUCCAAGAUGCGGAACUCCAGGCCAAGUGGGUGGACCUCCUCUUAAAAGCAGCUCGUGGGGAAACUGCCGCGGAUGCUUCAGCAAAUCUGACUGAACACACGAAGAGCCAGUAGUGGACACCCCCUCCUUCCCGUACCUCCCCCACCCUGUGCCCUGUGUAUAGAGCACACGUUACUUGAAUUCGCUUACCUUGGCACUUUUUGUUUCUUGGAGAGGACCACGCAGUCCUUCCUAUACACCACUUCAGCCUCAUCCUUACUCACACCUCUUCCUCGCCACAAAGCCACAAUAGCCUCUGAAUGCGGCGUUGUGAUAGUUUGUUCCUCUCCACAACCUAAGAGGAUCUUUUGAUGGACUCAUGUUUUAUUUGUAUUAUAGCUUAAGAUUCCCACAUGGUUUUAAUGAAUAGUUUCCUUGUACAUUAUCACAUUAAGUCUUUGUGUUUUUUCCAUUAUGUGAAAGUGUGUGUGUGCGUGUGUGUGUGUGUGAGCCUCUGCUCCUUCCUGUGUAUAUGAAGUAUUUGAAUAUUUGUGUCAUGAAAAUCCGCCACUUCCCUGCCGUUGCUGGGGCAGAGUAGCAAUGAGUUCAGUGGGUGUUUUUGUACAGUAUGUAAACUAUAGUGUGAUGUAAGGAAAAGCAACAAAAGUACAUUUUAAGUCAAAAGACACUGAGGUGUGUACACUUGUGGCUGGCCACCUGAUGCUCAGCUCCUGCCAGCUCCUGUUUGACAAACUCCAUCACUAUAUUUCUCUCUCCAAUACAGUAUUUAAUUCCUGUUAUGGCUAUAUAAGUAAAAGUUCUCUCAUUCAUAUUUCUAUCCUUACAUUAUUUAGCCUCAUCAUCAAGAGAGCCAUAAAUGAGCCUGACCCCUGAGUAUCUCCAGUUGUACACAUGCUAAAUAUUUCAUUUUUGUGUGUGUUUCUCUCUGAGCAUAGCAACACUUGGCCUUCUCCUCACUCUUUGGUGAUGUGACGGAGAUGAAGUACUGUACUGUCACUUCCUUAUGCCUUUCCCUCUGUACCCUGCUCCUAUAAGCAGCAGCCUUUAACAAAAAAGUAGCAAAAAUGAAAAUGUUGGAUCUCAUCUUGCAUGUUAAGUCACCCAUAAAUCAGUAACGCAUAUCAUCAAUAAACGGACAAUGUGGUAAAUGAAGUACAGU
This is a messenger RNA of Phycodurus eques (leafy seadragon), 3896 nucleotides long. RefSeq names its product faciogenital dysplasia (gene fgd). Gene Ontology annotation, cellular component: cytoplasm. Gene Ontology annotation, biological process: filopodium assembly; cytoskeleton organization. Gene Ontology annotation, molecular function: metal ion binding; guanyl-nucleotide exchange factor activity. The record is from RefSeq and is a predicted model, not a curated record. The transcript has 21 exons. NCBI's taxonomy places the organism in Eukaryota, Metazoa, Chordata, Actinopteri, Syngnathiformes, Syngnathidae. Bases 1 to 2850 code for a protein of 949 amino acids.